AUGGUGAUAAAUAUAUUUUACCGACAACUAUCAGUAUCUAAAUUCUAAAGCAAUGGUCAAAAUAAAUAAUAUUCAAAUACUCAAUAUAGGUAGAAUAAUAUAACUAUUAAAAAAAAAAAUAUAUAUAACUUAAAACAGUCAAGCAUAGCGAACAACCCGCGACUCAAUGCUCAUAGAUUUAUUUAUUUAUUAAUUUCACAGUGCUCAUAAACGUUCUUCAUACAUAUUAUUUAAACUUUUUGUUCCUUUAAUUUUAUGAACAAACACUAAUAGUUUAAUGUUAUGAAACACAUCAUUGUUUAUUUGUUUAAUUGUUUUGCAUUAACACUCUGUACCUUGAACUCCGAAUUACAAUAUAGUGCUUUGUUAUUAAAUAUUCACUGUUAACUUAAAUUAUUGUUUUUUUUUUUACUUUAUGUUGUUGCUAUCUACGUUUAAGUAGAUAUUAUUAACUAAUGUUACUCCACAGAAAACAUCUUACAUACUAUUUCUUGGCGAGUUUUUCAUUCAUACUAGGAUGCACAUUGACAAUGUUCAUUUUGCACACAAUAACAUUUAAGCAAAACACUCCACCAAAUGGACUUAGACUUAGGUUGCUUGUGCUCAUAAUAUCAGCAGUGAAAAAUCAAAAUCGUCGAGAUGCCAUACGGGAAACAUGGGCUCAACCAAAAGAAGACGUUAAGAUACUUUUUGUUGUAUCAAAAGACAAAUCUUUAAAUGAAGAGAAGCUGAUACACAAUGACAUGUUAGAGGUAGAUGAAGAAGAGGGGUACAGAUUACUCACUCGUAAAGUAGUAGCAUCGUUCUCCAGCGUGUGUGAUAUUAACUUUGACUAUUUGUUAAAAUGUGAUGACGACUCUUAUGUCAAUGUGCCAUUAAUUGUCAAUGAGCUGGAACAUAUGCCCAAAAAACGGUUCUAUUGGGGUUAUUUUUAUGGUAAUGCACACAUUAAAAAAAGAGGUAAAUUUAAAGAAACUGAAUGGAUAUUAUGUGAUAGAUAUUUGCCGUAUGCCUUGGGAGGUGGCUAUGUUUUGUCCAAAGAUCUUAUCAUCUAUAUAGUAAAGAAUCGAGAUUACCUAAGUAUGUUUGUUAGUGAAGAUGUUUCUGUUGGAGCUUGGUUAAGUCCAUUAAAUAUAACACGAAAACAUGACCGGCGAUUUGACACAGAAUGGUAUAGUCGUGGAUGUCGAAAUGAUUAUUUAGUAACACAUAAACGUAGUCCUGAAAUGAUGAGACUGCACUGGUCACACAAUAUUCAGACUGGUAAAAUGUGUGAUAAGGAGUUUAAACAUAUGGCUUCCUACGAGUACGACUGGUCGGUUAUGCCAUCUAAAUGUUGUACGAGAAACAUGUCUUUACUCCCAUAAUUUAAUUUUCUAACUUCAA
Molecule: messenger RNA, 1386 nt
Organism: Myzus persicae (green peach aphid)
Lineage: Eukaryota; Metazoa; Arthropoda; Insecta; Hemiptera; Aphididae
Gene: beta3GalTII
Product: beta-1,3-galactosyltransferase 6
Exons: 2
Coding region: 456-1367 (303 amino acids)
Cellular component (GO): membrane
Molecular function (GO): hexosyltransferase activity
Source: RefSeq, a predicted model, not a curated record